Messenger RNA from Sphenostylis stenocarpa, 1170 nucleotides. The record is from the annotation of a GenBank genome assembly. Lineage: Eukaryota; Viridiplantae; Streptophyta; Magnoliopsida; Fabales; Fabaceae.
AUGGUGACCGCUACUCGCAGUUUGGCUGUUAGGAGACCGAAUGAAAGUAUGAGACAUAUUGUGAUACUUUUUGUUGGAGGAUUUUUCGGCUUAAUUUUAGGAUUAUCACUCCCACCAUUGUCCAUAACGAAGUUGAACCUACCAUAUGGCCUGCUUCAUCGCUCUUGUGUACAGGAAAAGAAUACAGAUAGCAGAACCUCAUCCCAAGAUCAGUUUCAAAGUGACCCAAGAAAGAUUUGGGUUCCAACAAAUCCAAGAGGGGCAGAAAGAUUACCUCCUGGGAUCGUUAAAGCAGAGUCAGACUUAUUUUUGCGAAGAUUAUCGGGGAUUCCUAGUGAGGAUUUACCCUUUGUACCAAAGUACCUUGUGACCUUCACUGUUGGGUAUAAGCAGAAAAAGAAUAUCGAUGCAGCUGUGAAAAAGUUUUCAAAGGAUUUCACAAUCCUUCUAUUUCAUUAUGAUGGGCGAACAACGGAAUGGGAUGAGUUUGAGUGGUCAAAACAGGCAAUUCAUGUUAGUGUUCCCAAACAAACCAAAUGGUGGUAUGCCAAGAGGUUUCUACAUCCAGAUAUUGUGGCACCAUAUGACUAUAUUUUCAUGUGGGAUGAAGACCUAGGGGUUGAGAAUUUCAAUGCAGAAGAAUACCUAAAAUUGGUGAGGAAGUAUGGCUUGGAGAUAUCACAGCCUGCCUUGGAACCUAGUAAAAGUACGAAAGGGGUGUGUUGGAAUAUGACAAGGAAAAAAGAAAAUAGCGAAGUUCACAAAGAAGCAGUGGAAGCAGGAAGGUGUAAGUACCCUCUUCUACCUCCUUGUGCAGCGUUUGUUGAGAUUAUGGCUCCAGUGUUUUCACGAAAUGCAUGGCGCUGUGUGUGGUAUAUGAUUCAGAAUGAAUUUGUGCAUGGAUGGGGUCUUGAUUUUUCUUUUAGAAAAUGUGUUGAGCCUGCCCAUGAAAAAAUUGGAGUUGUUGAUGCUCAGUGGAUUGUUCACCAAGGUAUUCCCUCACUAGGAAACCAGGGAGAAGCACAAACUACUGGGAAACCUGCAUGGCGAGCAGUGAAGGAGAGGUGUGGCAUGGAGUGGAGGAUGUUCCAGGGUAGAUUGACAAACGCAGAAAAGGGAUAUUACAAGUCCAAGGGGAUUGAUUUUUCUAAUUUGCUCGUCCAUAAUUAG